Dunckerocampus dactyliophorus (ringed pipefish) is the source of this 1678-nucleotide messenger RNA. It is a transcript of the gene nags, whose product is annotated as N-acetylglutamate synthase. NCBI's taxonomy places the organism in Eukaryota, Metazoa, Chordata, Actinopteri, Syngnathiformes, Syngnathidae. The record is from RefSeq and is a predicted model, not a curated record. Gene Ontology annotation, biological process: L-arginine biosynthetic process. Gene Ontology annotation, molecular function: arginine binding; L-glutamate N-acetyltransferase activity, acting on acetyl-CoA as donor. Bases 23 to 1528 code for a protein of 501 amino acids. The transcript has 8 exons. Gene Ontology annotation, cellular component: mitochondrial matrix.
CAAGUGUGUCACAACAGGCAACAUGGCCAACGGACCACCCUCGAGAUGCAGGGCUUUGGUGGUAACGGCGGGUAAAUACCUGUCAAAAACCUCACAGCUGACAAUAUUCCGGCCCCCGAGGCGCACGCUGGGCACGGACGGGACUGGGGUGGGGGGAAAGGAGACGGCGGCUUGUGGUCCACCAGAGCUCGGUGGUUCCUGGUCCGCCUUGGGCAGGACCCAACCAGGCAUGAUAUACCGAGACGUGAAGGCUUUUCUCAGCGAAGUUGGCGGAGACCCCAGGGAAGCCCGUUACUGGCUCACACACUUCCUGAGAGCAACUUCGACGAAGUCACCCUUUGCUGUGGUUGAGGUAGACAGCCCCGUGUUUGACAGCAGGGAAAUGGUUCAGUGCCUGGCCUUUGGACUGUCUUUUCUACAGCGGAUGGACAUGAAGGUUGUCGUGGUGAUGGGCAUGUCUGGAUAUGUUCCAGCAGUGGGAGAUUCUCAGAGUGCCGAGGGUCUGGUGGAGCGAAGUCAGCAGCUGACUGAAGUUCUGCAACAGCAGGCAGCUACUGUCCUGCCAUUCUUCUCGGCUGAGGCCUUCCUAAUGCUGCAUGAACCUCCACGUGGAAGUAGCACUCUACCAUCCGUUGCCGUUGAUACCAGCCUUCUCCAAUGGUGUCUAAAUUGUGGGAUGAUUCCUUUGGUUUGCCCUGUUGGGAAGAAUAAGCAAGGUGGCUCAGUCAUUUUGGACCCAAUGGAAGUUACGGCAGCAGUUUCUCGUGCCUUGCAGCCCUACAAAGUCAUGUUCUUGACCAAAUCUGGAGGUCUGCGGAACCAGGAAAACAAGGUGCUGGGUACGGUGUCGCUGCCUGGCAACCUCCCUUGUCUGUCCACAGCACCAUGGCUAAGCGCUGCAGAGCGUCACAGGGUAGUCGGCAUUGCCAGACUGCUCAACUAUCUGCCUACAGAGUCCUCUGCAGUGAUCACGUCUGCUGACACACUGCUGACAGAGCUGUUCAGUCACAGAGGGUCUGGAUCACUCUUGAAAAACAGAAACCCCAUACACCGGUACAACUCCUUCGACAGGAUCGAUGUGGACCGUCUUUUGGCUCUCAUCAACAAGGCAUUUGACAAAACUCUGCAGAAAGAUUACAUUGACUCUCUGAAAGGACGGCUGCAUUCGGUCUACCUCUCUGAAGGCUACACAGCUGCAGCCAUUGUCACCAUGGAAGUGAACACACCCUACCUUGAUAAGCUGGUGGUGAGCAGCAGCGAGCAGGGCCAGGGCACCGGUGACGUCAUGCUGGAGUGCAUCAGAAAAGAUCUCAGCAAACUCUUCUGGAGGUCCAGAACCACCAACAAGGUCAAUCCCUGGUACUUCAAGCACUGUGAUGGAAGCUUUGUGAAUGGGGAAUGGACCGUGUUUUGGUACGGUCUGACAGACAUCCGAGAAUCAUAUGAGCUUGUGGAGUAUGCUAAGAAUCUUCCUAACUCUUUCCAUGUCUCCCCUCUCAUGCCUUCCCAGAAGGUGAGAGCAUCCUAAAACUGAUGCGUGAGCCCCUUAACCUUCCAUAAUGUUAAGCAAUAAUUCCUUUUAGCUGCAAAAAGGAUUCACAUUAAACCUUUGUGUAUUUUUAAGGUUGCCUUGAGUUGUUCAUUGAGCACACGGGAACAGGAACUGCCAACAAGUGCA